Microthlaspi erraticum is the source of this 762-nucleotide messenger RNA. NCBI's taxonomy places the organism in Eukaryota, Viridiplantae, Streptophyta, Magnoliopsida, Brassicales, Brassicaceae. The record is from the annotation of a GenBank genome assembly.
AUGCCGACCAGAAACAUCGCCGUCGGCGGAUACCAAGAAGAAGUCACUCACCCCAGCGCACUUAGGGCGGCGCUCGCUGAGUUUAUCUCCACUUUGAUCUUUGUUUUCGCCGGCUCAGGCUCCGGAAUAGCUUUCAACAAGCUCACAGAAAAUGGAGCAACCACUCCUUCCGGCCUCGUCGCCGCUGCCUUAGCCCAUGCUUUCGGGCUUUUCGUUGCUGUUUCCGUCGGCGCUAACAUCUCCGGUGGUCACGUUAACCCCGCUGUUACCUUCGGUGUCCUUCUCGGUGGUAACAUCACCAUCCUCCGCAGUAUUCUCUACUGGAUCGCUCAGCUUCUUGGCUCCGUCGCCGCUUGCUUCCUCCUUAAAUUUGCCACCGGUGGCAUGGCAAUUCCCGCUUUUGGUCUCGGUGCCGGAGUUGGAUCCUUAAACGCUUUCGUCUUCGAGAUUGUGAUGACCUUCGGGCUCGUCUACACCGUCUACGCAACCGCCGUCGACCCCAAAAACGGAAGUCUCGGAACAAUCGCACCAAUCGCCAUUGGUUUCAUCGUGGGAGCUAACAUCCUCGCCGGUGGAGUUUUCAGUGGAGCCUCAAUGAACCCCGCCGUCGCUUUCGGACCAGCCGUUGUGAGCUGGACGUGGACCAACCACUGGGUUUACUGGGCUGGUCCUCUUGUCGGCGGUGGACUCGCUGGACUCAUCUACGACUUUGUCUUCAUCAACGAAGACGGCCACGAGCCAUUGCCCACCAAUGAUUUCUGA